AUGUCGGAUGCUUUUCCUCCGUUUGAGUUGGAUCUUGUGAAUGCUCACAAGUGGAUGGAUUUUAUUCAUGAUAGGAUUGGUGAUGAUCAACUCUAUCAAGUGCCAGAUCAUGUACCAAAACCAAGAACAACCAGACAAGAAUAUAAUACCUUUUUGAAUAAUUUUGUUAUGAAUGGCAAUGGAAAGUUUCCAAAAGUUUCGGAAAAGUCCAAAGAUUCCUACCGAUCAACCUAUGAUUUCCAUGCUGAAGAAGGAGGAAAAUUGAGUCCUUUGGGUAGAAUUUGGAUCAACCAAUAUCAAAGAAAAGAGCAAUCUUCUCAGAACAAGCAAGAUGAGGAAUCGGUGGAGGAAACAAUAGCUGAUCCAUCCUUGCUUGAAUUAAUUAGAGGGAAAUUAUCAUUCGAUUUAAAGUUUAGAAUUAUUUCAAUGAUUCCUUCAACUUCCAGAAUUGUGAGACAAUAUGAAAAUCAGCAGUGGAGUGAAUUGUUUCCUGAUGAUUUUUCAAUUGAUUGUAAUGUGAAAGACUCUGCAUUUGUUUCAUAUCACAAGUACAGAAUUAUCUCCAAAGAGUUUAAUAAUAGAAUGCAAAAAAAGUUGAUGGAAUUAGAUUCACUCAACUUGGCAAAGGUAUUUAGUAUGGGCCAAACACCAAAACAGCUUGAAAAUUUGGUUAAAACAGCUUAUUUACUUUCAUUUAUCAAUUCCAAAAGAAAGUAUGUUUUGGGUAGGACCAAAGAUGUUGAGAAUAUCAAUAUUUACCAAGACUUUUCAAAAAUUCAUUCAUGUUUACGUUCCUGUUGUGCAGAGAUGAAUAAUUUGGUCACUCAUUACUUUGUAGGAGGGACACUCUAUUUUAAUUCUAGCAUAGCUUUCUUUCAUUCUGAUAAAACUGAUCUCGAACUUGAAGAUCAAGACAAGGACAAACAGGAAGAAAAACAAAUAGUUCAGAAUGAAGAUACAGAAGAGUUUGGUGGUAUAUUCGUUGAGCCAGAGUAUAUACCAAAAGAUACUGAAAUAGCACCUCAAACUGAGGAGGAUAUUGUAAAAUAUUUUGAACUCCAAGAUCUUAACUAUGGAAGACAUAAUUUUGACUAUAUAAUCUCUAGAUCAGAUAGAGAGAAUCAGAAGAAAGAAUACAAAAAAAUAGCAUUACAAAACAAAUCGUUAGAUUUCAAAGGAAAUAUAUAUAACAAUCUUAUUUUACACUUGCUGCUUGAAAAUGGAAAAGAAAUUCCCCAAAAUUUGGAUGAAGAUUUAUUACUCUCCAAGAAUUUCAAAAAGAAUGGCUUAGAGGAAAUAACAUUUGUUAAUUUUGGCCUCAGUUCACUUUUUGAAUGUAUAAAAAACUCUAGACAUGUACGAAGAGUAGGCGUAAAUGAUCAUGAUAAUUUGGCUUUGUUUACAAAGAAACAAGUUGAUUUUAGAGAAAGUGUCAAAACAGCAGUUAUUUCCUCACUUGAAAAUAAUGUACAAAAGAUUGAUGUUCAUCUUCAUCGUGAUGCUUACGGGAUAAUGGAUGAAAUUGAAUUGAUCUGUACACAUUUCCCAAAUGUAAAAGAAAUAAGAGCAUCUAUCUUGUGCCCAAAUAUACAUUAUACUCCAAUGAAUACAUUCCAAAAUACUACUUCUUCAAUUCAAUUCAAAGACAUUAGACAAUCAUUAUCAUAUGACUUGGAGAAGAUUAUUUUCAAGGCACAAAGUUGCCCUUUGACAACAAUGGGGUAUAAUGAAGAAGUAGUUGAUGCAGAAACUGUCGAUACUAAUCCUUUAUUUGAAAAUACAACUUUAGGGGAAGGUUGUUUGAGUAUUUGCUUUUCCUCAAUUAGAGAAUUUGAAUCUCAUAAUAUUGAGUCUUUAGAGAAAGAGUUGGAAAUUGACUUACUUCACUAUCCAACCUUUGUCAUUGCUAUUUUCGAAUCUAAAUCUCAACUUCAAGAAAAAAAAGAAAUCAUAGAUUAUUUUCUUGAAAGGGGAUUUAAAGAAUCAUACUUUAUUGACUCUUUUAAUUCCUAUUCUGAAGAUACAAGAGCACUUGAAGAAUACUUAAUAUUUAGAAGGAAACACUCAAAGAAUCCAAUACUCAAAAACGCAAGAGCUUAUAGUACCCCUUUAACUCAUGAGAAACUUUUUUGUGAUAUUUAUUUAGGUCUUGAUUUAAUUUCAAAUCCUCAAGAAUUUGAAAAAGCAUGUUUCGCUGCAAUUGCACACAAAUGUGUAAGAACUCACAUUCCAGUAUCUUCUCAUAGUUCAGUUUUUACCAAAUUGUUCUUGGCAAAAUUGUUUUAUGAAAAUGCAGACAUGGACUUAUUCAUCUAUUAUCUAGAUCACCAUUUAAAUAUUUGCACCGAAAAGGACAUUAUUGAAGAAGCAGAAAGAUGGGCUUGUGAUACAGUAUCUAAUCUCUCACAUGAAAGAACAAGAAGAACUCUCCAGCUCUUCUUUACAUAUAUCUCAAAACCAAAACAGCAUACAUAUUACCAACACCAAAAAUCUACAUUUAAUUUGGAUAAGAUCUCCUCUUAUAUCGCUUUGUUGGUAUGUGCAAAAGAGUUUAGUUUGGUAGAGGCUUGCCUUACCUUAGCCCAACACUGCUUCAGUAACUUCAAUGAACUAUUUAUCAAACCAUUCUCUACAAGUAAUUUGAAAUCUAAAGUCAGUCGGGUUAACAACAUGGCAGCAGUGAUUGAGGAUUCUUAUGGUACUAUGUUUGAAUAUGAAACAAAGAUCGAAAGAAGAAAAGAACUAUUGAAAAUCAUUUAUCACAAAGGGAUUACAGACUUAGAAACCAAAAUUGAUUCAUCCAUCCUUGAUGAAAAUUGUAUUGAAGACAAAUUAAGAGACCAAACUACAAAUAUUUUGGAUCUACUGUGUUCUUGUGUUGGAUCUGAGAUUUUAGUACUGUAUGCUAUUGAUGUAAUGACAUCAUCACAAUUAUUGUAUCAAGAUAGUUGGGGAAAUACUUGUUUACAUAUUAUUAGCGAGCAAACAAUUACAAAUAUCGAACUUUACGAAAAAAUUAUUGAAAAGCAACCAAAGAUUGUCAAUGUUCUUAAUAAUGAUCUCAAUACUGUGCUACAUGUGAUUGCCUAUUUACCAUUCCCUUCCUUAUUCACCGUGGGAAAGGUGUUAGUCGAAAAAUAUGGGGCUGACAAGGACCUGAUCAAUGCUUAUGGCCUCACAGCAUACGAAAUUGCCAUGCUAACUAUUUUGGAGAGCAAAUCCUUGAAUGAUGAAAAACAUUAUGAUCUCUCUUGGCUCUUACCAACAAGUGGAAAAACAAAGAAAGAUAUUUUCCACAAAAUGAUUUUAGAUAAACAGGCCAACUAGUCGAAUUAUUAAAGAUACUACCAAUUCAUUUC
Molecule: messenger RNA, 3359 nt
Organism: Naegleria gruberi
Lineage: Eukaryota; Heterolobosea; Eutetramitea; Acrasida; Naegleriidae
Exons: 4
Coding region: 1-3327 (1108 amino acids)
Source: RefSeq, a predicted model, not a curated record